UAAAAAGUCGUUUGGGAUGAGUUUAAUACUUAUCAGGUAUUUAUGAUCUCUUGAUACUUCGUAUUUUCAAACACACUUAUUAAACUCGUUUCAUAUAGGAUGGAGAUAAUCAAUUAAGAACCAAACUCUUUUGAACCUGGUUUCAUCAUUCAACUAUCCUAUUAAACUUAUUAUUAAACUUAUAAUUAUGGAUCUCCUAUUAAACUUAUAAUUAUAGAUGCUUUUAAAAUACCAAUUUGUGGAUAUUACUAUUCCAAAAUACCAGUUUUCAAACAUAUAAAAACUGAUUUUUAUGUAGUAAAAAAUUUGUUGUUUUCAGUUAUUAUUUUUUCAGUUUAGUAAAAAAAGUGUUGUUUUCAUUUUUUUUUAAAUUUGUAGUUAAUACAAUGUUUUAAUAGUUUUCUAAGACCACUUUUCACCCUUGUAUUAUCUUUGAUAUCCAGACUUUUAUUUUUUGAAAAUUAAAAAUUAUAGAAAUACAAAAUACUGACAAAUAAGGCUUCUCGGUGUGGUAUGCGGUUUGGAACCGCGGUUACGCCACGUGGGACAGGAACACCGCCCCUAGGGUGCGGUUUGGGGCAGUCGAGACCGCACUACGGCCUUUGAAGACCGUGUUUCCUGAUUGGCUGUUCCUUUUUCUUUUGACCGUUCAAAGAAACUCAGCCCACUCGAGCAGCGACUAAAAGAAAAGAGAAGGCGGAGGCUAGAUGUUGGGAACCUUUGGAAGCGUUAGUGUUGGCACAAUCUUGGAUCGAUAUUUCAGAAGAUGCGACGGUUGGAAAAGACCAAAAGUAUGACCGCUUUUGGAUUCGCGUUUUACACAGGUUCCAUAAAUGAAUGAACCGUGGAGAAUACCGUUCAAAACAUUAAGUGUACUCCAAACGGAGGAAGAUGAACAAGGAAAUCAUGUUGUUUAAUGACUUGUGGAACAACAUGAAACGUCAAUGGAAAAGUGAAGAAAGCGAUGAAGUCAUUUUGAAGAAAGCGUUGAAAGUGUAUCAAAAAGAAAAUCUGAAGGCUUUCAAAUUUCUUGAAGUUUGGAAUUUUUUGAAAGAUAACAGGAAAUGGUUGAGUAGCAAAACAUCUGACCAACAUAUCGACAGUGGGUCAAAACGCAGCAGAACAUCUAAGUCCGACCACACUACAUCAGAUGUUCGUGUUCAAUUUGAUCUGAACGAAGAUGAACCUGUUCCAGUUUCACCACCUUCCCGACCAUUGGGAAGAGACAAAUCAAAAAGUAAAGGCAAAGACAAAGCGUCGGAUUCAGAUGAUUUGAAAGAAAUGGGAACCGACAUGAAGGAUAUAAAAGAAAGAAUGGACAAGAUUUUGAAAAUUGCUUCCGAAAGAGAGCUUCGGAAACAAAAGGAGAACGACAUGCGAAUACUAGCAAUGGACAUCUCGAAUAUGACCGGGGCCGAGCUUGAAGUGGUUUUGGCGAUGAAGGAGGAAGUGAAAAACCGUUACAUUAAUCAUGGCUAAUUUUUAAUUUUUUUUUUCAAGUUUUUAAUGGUUUCUUGUGUGUUUUUUUUAAGUUGUUGGUUUUUUGUUUCUACUUUGUUUUUCUAAAUUUUUAGGGUUUUUUUUUUUUUUUUUUUUUUUUUUUUAAAUUAAGUAAUGUAUGGUAUUUGUAUUUUUAAUUAAUGAAAUAUUAUGUUUUUAAAAUUAUGUUUUUUUUUAUUAAAAAUAAGUUUUAUUAAAUUAAAAUAGUUAACAAAAAAAAAGAAAAAAAAAAUUAAAACUGUGGCACCACACCCUUGGUGUGGCAAGAAACCACAUUUAAGUGGUAAAAAGUGACGUGACGCUUACGUGGCGAGGGAGGGAGUGCGGUUUCUGUGGCACCACUCCCUCCAGCCUAAAUAGGUUUCUUGGAAUUAGGUUUGGACUCCAUAUGAUUUUGACUUUAUUGACCAAAAGUGAUCAGUUUUUUUAAAAACCCCGGUUUUGUG
Lactuca sativa (garden lettuce) is the source of this 1946-nucleotide messenger RNA. RefSeq lists its product as uncharacterized. The record is from RefSeq and is a predicted model, not a curated record. Lineage: Eukaryota; Viridiplantae; Streptophyta; Magnoliopsida; Asterales; Asteraceae.